Molecule: messenger RNA, 2847 nt
Organism: Archocentrus centrarchus (flier cichlid)
Lineage: Eukaryota; Metazoa; Chordata; Actinopteri; Cichliformes; Cichlidae
Gene: rab13
Product: RAB13, member RAS oncogene family
Exons: 8
Coding region: 476-1078 (200 amino acids)
Molecular function (GO): GTP binding; GTPase activity
Source: RefSeq, a predicted model, not a curated record
ACUCCCAUAAAACUCUCCCACACGUAGCCUUUGAGCCGAUGUGGGAUUGGGGCCGACAGCGAGUACUUUUUUUUAUUACCAUUAUUUUUGCACGCUGGAAAAACCUGUAGCCUCCCGAUAUGCUUGUAGACAGAAAAAUACCGACUCUCUGAUGGCAGCAGAAUGAAACUUUAACACACGAGAGCUGAUCUGAUAUAGACAGUUCAACUUUAUCCUGCGCAGUCCCAACACAACACAGAGGCACUGAGGAGGAUCGGAAUUUACCGGUGACAAGUCUGGGAUUGAAAAGGGGGGUGAAAAACUGGAUCCGCUCGCUACAUGGAGCACCGUUUUUAAGGAACCUGCUUGUUUUAACAAAGGAAAGGAAAGGAAAUUUAAUUUAAAGCGUCCAGUGGAUGAGAAGGAUCUCCGGUGAAGAGACAGACCCAACUUCUCCCCCCCCUCCCCGAGUUCUGUUUGAAGAACAGCUCCAACCAUGGCGAAAAAGUAUGAUUUCCUUUUCAAACUGUUACUCAUCGGGGACAGCGGAGUGGGAAAAACAUGUCUGAUCAUUCGUUUUGCUGAGGACAAUUUCAACUCCACGUACAUUUCCACCAUCGGAAUCGACUUUAAAGUAAAAACCAUUGAUGUGGAUGGAAAGAAAGUGAAACUGCAAGUCUGGGACACAGCAGGGCAGGAGAGAUUCAAGACCAUUACAACAGCCUACUACAGAGGAGCCAUGGGCAUCAUCCUGGUGUAUGACAUCACUGACGAGAAGUCCUUUGAGAACAUUCAGAACUGGAUGAAGAGCAUCAAAGAAAAUGCAUCAGCUGGGGUCAGUCGGAUGUUACUAGGCAAUAAGUGUGACAUUGAGGGGAAGCGGAAAGUUUCCAAGGAGACAGGAGAAAAGCUGGCCAAAGAUCACGGCAUCAGGUUCUUUGAGACCAGUGCAAAGUCCAACAUUAAUGUCGAGGAGUCUUUUCUGGCUUUGGCACGAGACAUACUGCAAAAAUCCAGCAAGAAGCAAGGCCCCGCGGGGCGAGAGGUGAAAAUCACCAGCAGCACAGAGAAAAAAUCCUCUAAGUGCGUUCUUCUCUAGACACGAUGUCACUAGAGCGUGGAAGAAAGGGCAUCGAAACUGAAGAGCACCUGUGUUUGACGAGGGAAAAUGUGCCAAGUUUUUUAAAAAUCAAAUACACAGAGGUGCUAAAAAUCUGUUUUAUACCUAAACUACACUAUACUUCCCUUUUAUAAGUUGUUCCACAAGAAUUGUCCUGUCCCCAAAAUAAUAUAUGGAUUACUCUUUUAAAACAGCCCCAGUAUUUCAAACUGAACAUAUUCUUUAUGUGACAUCUACUGCGACAGAAAUUAUUCCAUAAAAAGUUGGUGGAGUCUGACUCUGAGCCCUGGUAGCAUUUCAAAAACCGGUCCCCACCAUUUCAUAGGUUCCUAUCACUGAACUGUGUAUUUUUCUUGCUUGCGUUAUCAUUCCUACAACAGUACAAGAGCACUUAAAAGAAACACAGCUGUGUUUUAAUGUUACCAUUUUAUUCAUUCAUGCAGCUAUGCAUGAAUCACAGUUCAAAAUAAUCCUUUUUUUUUCUCUUUAUGGGUGACCUUUGUGCAGGUCCUCAGUUAAUCCACUGCCUGAAACAAGCAGUUUUAGCUCCUUCCCCCUGCUCGGUAAGCAAGCUUUCCCGGUAUUCUUCUUACUGGCAACUUCAUGCAAACAAAAGAUUUGAACAGCAGGUGGGUGGGGCUGCUGUGCUCACAGAGACAGCGUGUGCUUGAGUCAAACAUAUUAGGGAUCUAUAUCGGCACUCACUGACAUCAUAAAGAUCCAAGCGUAGAAAAGCAUAAAACCGAGCAUUUUGAGCGGUCUAAAGCCCGAGCCUUUGGCUCGCGUGAAUUGCUUACACAAACAUUGACUUCAUUAUUUGAAGCUUUGGCAUUGUUUAAUAUGACCAUAGCAGCAAAUGUAUGACAAGAAAGAGAAAAGCAUAACAGGCCUGCUUAAAGUUAUAAAUUAUAAAAUAACUGUUGGUACUAUUUCAUGACAUCACAGACAAAAAGAUAUCCCAUACUUUUAUGUCAAAUGAAACACAUUUUUAUUCCAUAUAGGUAUAAAUAUGCAACCCACCUAAAUGCACGUUUCCAGAAUGAAACCCUGCACCUUCUAUCCAGCCACCCACUAUUCGCUGAAUAAUAUCUAUUACUUCAACUACUGUUUUAUCACAUUCAACAGAAACUACAGGAACAGGUGCCACUGUUAGAGCUCCAGCGUUUAUGGUGUGGAAAAUUUCCAGGUUAAGAAGGUGAAAAUAUGACAUGCACAUUAAUGAUGAAACAAGCUGGUUGCUACAGUUGAAUCUGAAACAAAUUCUGUGGAAAACAAAGCCUUGUUUUGAUAGAUGAAUGGAUUCAGAAUGUGGAUAUAGAUAUUAGAUAUGGACAGUGAUAAGUGCAAUAUGAGAAGAUGAGUGGAGAGAGAAAAGAGUGAUGGAUAAAGCAAGUGAAUGGACAGGAUGUAAAUGCCUAGGAAGUGGCAGCUUGUGCACGCCCCUCAUUGUGAAUUGAUUUAGUGGGUAUUGCCUUUUAUCUGAAGUGCCUGGUAAAUCUCUUUCUAAACAGUACCACAUAUUAGCUACAGCUGACAUGACAGCCUCACUGUUCAGGCAGUUUGAUGAUCAUUCAAAAUGACUGAUUACAGAUCUUCAUCUGAUCGUGACAGUUCUUUUUUUUUUCUGCACACUCAAGUUCUGUCUUCUUUUGUGUUUCUUCCACAUUGUUAGUCUUCUUACACCUGCCACCAGACUUUGUAUGUAGUUUACAGACCUGAUGCUUGAUGAAUAAAAUUGCAAAACUAUA